Molecule: messenger RNA, 9458 nt
Organism: Diachasmimorpha longicaudata
Lineage: Eukaryota; Metazoa; Arthropoda; Insecta; Hymenoptera; Braconidae
Gene: Calx
Product: sodium/calcium exchanger Calx
Exons: 8
Coding region: 386-2995 (869 amino acids)
Biological process (GO): sodium ion transmembrane transport; calcium ion import across plasma membrane; cell communication
Cellular component (GO): axon; postsynapse; sarcolemma
Molecular function (GO): calcium:sodium antiporter activity
Source: RefSeq, a predicted model, not a curated record
UCAGUACUACCUCGUACGCGGUUGUGCCAUCGUCUGAUGUGUUUACCGCGCGUAACAUCCUCAUGUGAUAACGUGUGUGUGAGUGAACGUGAUGGAUCAAAAAACCUCUAAUUAUCAAAAAAAUUUCAAUCGGUAGUUGUUAAUCAUCUGGCACUGACAUGCAGAUGUGCUUAAAUAGGUGGAUGUCAGUGGGGUGUAUCGUCCAGUAGCUGCUGUCUCCUCAGGUUGUCGACCAAAUUGAACCAAGUAAAGCCGGAAGUUGAGCUCAACCCACCGAUAUUUCAGUCCAAAAAUACGAUUAAAAUUGGUGAAGUAGGAUGGAUGUGAUUGAAUGGGGGAGGUGAUGAUCAUCUGGAGAUAUCGGUGAACUUGAUGAUAAGUGACAAUGGGGGAAUACUACACCAAUUGUACACCGGGCCUCGUGGUGCCUAUCUGGGGUUCACAAGAGAAUAUCAAUCUGUCUGAUAUUAUUCUACGUGGUACAACGUAUUUCUUUCUUCUCCUGUAUCUGUUUAUUGGUGUAUCGAUAAUAAGUGAUCGUUUCAUGGCUGCUAUUGAGGUGAUUACAUCCAAGGAAAAGGAGCUUGUUGUUCAUCGACCAGGACGUGAGCCACAAAUUAUAAUUGUUCGUGUUUGGAAUGAGACUGUUGCUAAUUUAACACUUAUGGCACUUGGUAGCAGUGCACCUGAGAUACUUCUGUCGAUUAUUGAAAUAUGGGCAAAGGAUUUUCAAGCUGGUGAUUUGGGACCUGGUACAAUUGUUGGUUCAGCGGCCUAUAAUCUUUUCGUUAUCAUAGCCCUCUGUGUUUUUGUCAUACCAAAUGGUGAGACUAGGAAGAUAAAACACUUGAGGGUAUUCUUUGUAACAGCUGCGUGGAGUAUCUUUGCUUAUGUGUGGCUGUACAUAAUACUAUCGGUAUCGACACCUGGUGUACUUGAGGUGUGGGAGGGAAUACUUACAUUUGCCUUCUUUCCAGCUACAGUAUUAACAGCAUGGGUAGCUGACAGAAGAUUGUUAAUCUACAAAUAUCUUCAUAAGGGAUAUAGAAUGAAUAAACGAGGUGUCAUUGUCCAAGCGGAGGCUGGUGAUUCUGAUGGUGGUGUUGAGUUGGAGAUCAAGGAGCACGAUGGACCCCAUUUAUUCGUUGAUAGGAUUGAUGAUGAGGGACCCGAGGCCAGGGAAUUUGAACAGACAAGACGUGAUUACAUCAAGACACUCAGAGAACUCAGGAAGAAACAUCCAACACUUCCUCUUGAGCAACUGGAGGUGAUGGCUCAUGAAGAGGUACUUGGCAAGGGACCCAAGAGCAGGGCCUUCUAUCGUGUACUCGCUACCAGGAAAAUGGUUGGAGCUGGUAAUCUCAGUAGAAAAAUCAGCGAACGUGCUCAAAGUGAUCUCAGCGAGGUCAAGGCUGAACUACAAAGAGCUGAGGCUGAAGUCGUUGACAUUGAGCACAUCAAUGCAACAAGAGUAUUCUUUGAUCCUGGUCAUUACACCGUUAUGGAGAAUGUUGGUACUUUUGAAGUUGGAGUUACCAGGGUUGGUGGAGAUCUCAGUAAACCAUGCACUGUUGAUUACUGUACGGAGGAUGGAUCCGCUGAGGCCGGAUCGGAUUAUGUCAGUGCCAAGGGUACACUUGUCUUCGAACCUGGUGAGACUAGGAAGACUAUUCAGCUGUCCGUUAUUGAUGAUGAACUAUUUGAGGAGGAUGAGCAUUUCUACGUGAGAUUGAGCAACGUAUCUCAGUCAGCAAUGCUGGUAUCCCCGAGCCUCGCCACCGUAAUGAUCCUGGAUGACGACCACAGUGGAAUUUUCGGCUUCCCUGAGCGUGACGUCGAGCUGGUGGAGAGUGUUGGCCAGUAUCCCCUGAGGGUAUUACGGUACAGUGGUGCAAGAGGACGUGUCGCUUUGCCCUAUCGAACUGUCGAGGGUACAGCCAAGCCGAAUAAACAGUAUAUGCCGAGUGAGGGCUCACUUACCUUCGAGGACAAUCAGACCGAAAAGACGAUAAUGCUCACAAUCAUCGAAGAGGACUCCUACGAGAAGGAUGCUCUCUUCUACGUGGAGUUAGGAGAGCCCCAGCUGCAAGGAGCCGAGGCAGGACUAGCUGCAUCAGCAGAACUGAAGGCCCCGGAGGACCGUACGGACGAGGAAAAAAUGGCGCUGUUGGGUAGGCCAAGAUUGGGUGACGUAUCAACUGCUCAAAUCAGGAUCAAAGAAUCAAAGGAGUUCAAGAACACUGUCGACAAGCUCGUACAGCGCGCCAACGCUUCGAUUCUCCUCGGUACGAGUUCCUGGAAAGAACAAUUUACGGAGGCUGUGACGGUCAGUGGUGGUGACGAUGGUGAGGAGGAUGAGUCGGGUGAGGCUAGAGUUUCAUCUCCAUCAUUCGCUGAUUACCUCAUGCACUCACUCACCAUAUUCUGGAAGGUUCUGUUCGCUUUUGUUCCACCGACAGAUAUCGCUGGUGGAUAUCUUUGCUUCGUCGUCAGCAUACUGGGAAUUGGAGUUGUGACUGCUGUUAUUGGUGAUGUUGCCUCGUAUUUUGGAUGCACACUGGGUAUCAAGGAUUCGGUUACUGCUGUUGUAUUUGUGGCAUUGGGUACUAGUAUUCCCGACACGUUUGCUAGCAAAGUGGCGGCAUGCCAGGACAAGUACGCGGACGCUAGUGUUGGAAACGUGACUGGUAGCAACGCGGUAAACGUCUUCCUCGGAAUUGGUAUAGCAUGGAGUAUUGCAGCAAUGUAUCACAGCUAUCAUGGACGAGCCUUCCUGGUGGAUCCUGGCAGCUUGGCCUUCUCAGUGACCCUCUUCUGCACAGAGGCCUGCGCAGUUAUCACAGUACUAAUGUUGAGGCGCUCCAAGAGCAUUGGUGGUGAGCUUGGAGGACCAUUUGCACCAAAACUCGUCACAUCGAUAUUUCUCUUUUCAUUGUGGGUCUUCUACCUCGUAAUGUCGACACUCGAGGCCUACGAUGUAAUUAAAGGCUUCUAAGAUGAUGGUUCAUUAUCUAUGCAGAAGAAAUAAUGGCCUAUGUCGAAGAUGAGAGGAGACAUCUAUUUUUUUUUUCAAUCAGAACGUUGAUGAGGACACGAUUCCCUAGUUCCAUGAUUAAAUAAGAUGAUCUCACGUCAGGAUUCAUUUUGUAUAAAUAUUCUUUUAAUGGAACGAUAUACGACCUUUUUUAUGAGAACCUUUUUUAUGCAUCAGAAGAAGAGCUAUAAAAAGUGUUCAGAUGAAAAUUGGUCUAUCUCCUUUAAUUAAAAAGAUAUCCAGCAAAAAUGGAAUCGAAACUGAUUGGAUUCGGUUUUUUUUUUCGCAAUUGCCCUGAUAAAUUCAUCUUCCUCAUUCAAUUCUCAGCCAUUCUGUUGUCCUGAGUCAUUCGAGAAAGGAAAAAUAACUAUUGCGGACGAUCUUACACUCUCUUCCACUAGGUUAAUUGCCCUCAUUCGUUAAUUGAACUAUAUUCAGUCUUGUUCAACGGGGAAAAAUGAUUCGAAUGAGAUUACUCGACGAAAUCAUUUAUUAUCUCGUUGCUUUUAGUUCUAUUCAACCCGAGAAUAAUUUUCAGUCGACACAAAUGAGGAGAUAAACCACGUGGAGGUGAGCAAGGAGAUUUGCCUUAAUCCAGAGCCAAAAAUGAUGAGUUAUGAAGGAUAAAAUAAAUUCAAACCAAAGAUAAAAAAUCAUCUAGUCAUGAGCUAUUGCUCCCCAAGCAAUUGCUGACAAAAAUUGAGAUUAAUCGAGAGAUUGCGUUAUACAUCAUAUAUAUACUAUAUAUAGUGUAUUUAUUUAAUUUAAGAUAGCGUUUAUAUGAUAUUCAAGUGUAGAUUAUAAAAUUAAAAAUGACAUUGAUUUUUGGUUAAGAAACUCUAGUCUUCGAAAUUGAAAGAACAAUUUGAUCAAUUUAAAUUGAUCCCAGACAAUUCAAUUAUUGGAAUUGACGAAAAUAUAUGAGUGCAUUCGAUAUUGAGAGCUCAUCUCAAACAUACGAGAGUGUGCAAAAUUUAUUUGCAGACAUUUUUUUAGCUAUGAAAAAUUUUUUUAUGAAAGGGAUGCCGCGGCCUUCGUUCGAAAGUAUAAGCUUUCGUUGUUCUUCACUGCCUUUGAUCGAGGGUCGCACGCAUGACUGAACAUAUUGAAGGAGUUAUCAUUCUGUUGAUGAAUAUUUAAUAAUAAGUGGAUAAUCGAUUGCGAUGUUAAGUGCGUGAUGAGGUAGAAUUAUCUGUUAUAAAUAAUGUAAGUAAGUAGAUGAUGUGUGAGAGUCUAGAUUUAUUAAUCAAUUGAUUAACUAACUGAUUGCGAGUGAGAGUGAAGACGCGGAAAAUUUUUUAUUGAAAAAUCUGACGAUGGGGAUGAAAAGUCUAUUGAAUUACCGAUAAAUUUUGGGGGUAAAUACUGCAACUUGCAGUUUAAAAAAAAAUCUAAACAAAAAUUCAAACCGAUGGACUUUUAUUUAAAUAAUUUUCCCUGAAGAAAUUUCACCAGAAUUUUCAUCCAAAAUCGUCGGACAUUUCCACAGAAUUUUUUCCAACAAAUUUUCCCUUAAUCUGUCUCUCGUACCAGAUAUUUUCCUAGUGAAAUAUCUAUUACCGAGCCAUUAAGGUCUCGAUUCUCCACAAAUUCUAGAAAAUCGAUCGAAUGAACUAAGAAAAAUUGUACCAAGAAAAAUUCAUUUUCUAUUCAAUCUACUACCGUGAAAAAAAAAAAUAAUCCUAGAACUAGCUUCUCUUCCUGAUGAACGAAAAUUCAUUAUUUUAGUAUCAGUUGUAUUAAAUGAGACUCAACUAGCAAAGCGUCAAAGUGAUACUCUAAAAUCAUAAGCGUGCUGCAACAGAUAACCGCAGUGAUUUCCGUUUCGCUCGACGGUUACUGUUAUCAUCUUCAACAAUAAAUAACAAAUAACGUAGACGUUGAGGAAUGAAACAUAGAGGACAAGUAGAAAUACCAAUAUCUCACUUGUAGCGAAAUUUUAUGGAUAAGGUGGGGGGAUUUUCACCGUAUGUCGGCUGUUGUCGAGACGGAAAUUUACGGGUAAAGCACGAUUCUACUCUUAAAUCCUCGUGCAUUUGUCGUACAUUCUAUUUCCAAUGGAGUCUUGUAUCUCAAUUUCCUCUACGACCCGUUUAUUACCUCUUGAUGGCACUGCACAGAGAUAAUUUUUGCCAAAAAUUUCGGAAAAUAUUACGUCAAAGUUUCUCACAUUAUUCGAUGAUGAGCCCAAUAAUUUACUAGAAAUUUUACAAUUUUUUUCCUUUACAUUAUCCAUAACACUCCCAAAAAACAAUUUCCUAUUGUGAAUUACGUGAAUAGUUCCGUAAUUUUUAAUAAAUAUUUAUCUCCGCGCAAAAAUAUCGAGAGCAAAAAUAAAUCAACAAUUUUCACAACUGGUAGACUCUUUUUCCAGCACUCGUACUAGAAUUCGUAUUAAAAAAAUUUUCUCUGUGUGAAGGAGAAUAAAAUGAAAAUAUAGAACUGAAAAUACUGUGGGAGCGGUGAAUUUUUGUUUUCUGACACGAGUGGUAUUAAUAAAAUAAUCGAUCAAAGUAUUAUAUUCUAACAAUAGUCUAAAUCGUAGAAAAAAAAAAUGUGAGGACUGCAGUGCUUUUAGCAAAGCAAGCAACCGAUCGUUUUUAGAAAGUGGAUUAAACUUAUGGGAAAUGGUGGACUAGAAGUUGUAGGUGCCCGAUGAAGACCUGCCUGUAACUUAAUACAUAUGUAAUUCAAUUCACAUUCACACGGGCCAUAGAAUAACUCAACUGUAGUGUCAUCGUCAUCAAGUGAACAGUCAUAAGUUCGCGUAUGAAAAAAUUCAAUAGAAAAAAAAAAACAAUCGUGUUAGUGAUAUAUUUUUUAUUUUCUAAUUCUUCUGAUAAUUGUGCAAGUUGAUUGGGGCAAUGAAAAAAAAAAUUACUAGAAUUUUUCGAAUAGAUAGAAUUUUCCUAAUCGAUCGAAAUUUUUUGCUAUUUAACUUUUGAUUCAAAAAUUUCUAAAAUUUCUCAUUUUUCCAUUGAAUUUUUUCAUGUGUUUCAUUGAAAACCAUUCAUCGAUCAAUUCGAAGACAAUUCCCACGAUCUUUUGACUAAUUCUCCAGUCUGCUACGUUAAAACAUUAAUUUUUCGAUUUUCAUGAUAGGCCAGCCCCACAUCAGCUAUCAAUCAACGAAUAAAAAUCUCCGAAAAAUCGAAAAAAUCAUCAGCAAACACUAUGGUAUGCCCUCAUCAACAAAUUUUCACAAUCAAUUUCAUAAAAACUCAUCAGAAUCGUCGGUAAACUCUCUCGUGCACCUAUUGGCACGUUCUUAUACUCUAAAAUAACCUAAAUCAUUAACACAAAAUAAUCAAGGACCAAGAAAACACGAAAGACGUUCAAUUCCACUUGACUGGCCUCGAAACAUAUUUGAAAAUUAAAUCCAAGCUGAUGUGCAUUAUUUUCAAAGUGUAUUACUACAACCGGAGGAACGACAACCUCUAAUUACAAGCCAAAUAAAUAAUUCUUAAUUAAUAAAAUCAACUGAUUUUUCCUUUACAUUUUUAUUUACCUCAAACAGGUGAUUUUUUUCUGAUAAAAAUAAUUCCUCAACCAACAUGAUGACUCCAGUUGGAAUAAAUAAAUUAUUAUCAAUAAAAAGAGGCAUCAUUAAUCGUUAAAGAAGGUUAAAAUAAUUUUUCUCAAUUAUGUAGAAUGGAAAUGAAUAAAAUAUUCUUUUCAAAUGCAUAACUUCUCCGGUUGUCAAAUUUCCGAUAAAUAAAAAUUAACGCGACUGAAUGAUCAAGGACUCAAUUAGUUGAAAACCAAAAAAAAUCAACCAUGAAACCGACCAAUUAUAGAAGAUUUGGAUUUGGACCAAUUAAACCUAUUAGUUCCUAGUAUUUGAUUAACUCAAAUGUGCGUGAAUCAAAGACAUUCACCAUUUACUUUACCAUAAUUUGUCACUGAUAAUCCAAUCCAAUCAAUUUUCUGAUGCUUCACGCACAAAACCGAAGCCCUUUGGCUUCCCACCAACUAAAUAUGAAAAUAUAUUCACCACAAAAUGGAGGAAAAAUCAGUAGCGAACUGGUGAACCGAGAUGACUUCACCCAUCUCUCAUAACUCGAAUUUUUCUACCAAUAUCUCCGAAUCUAAAAGAGAUAGAAAAAUUCUUGUGAUGACAUUUGUCGUAGACCUCAAUUAAUGAUAGAACAAAAGACUCUACUCCAAGAAGUUAAAAGACUUAUCUCAGUUUACAAUUUCGCUCCUGAAAUCACAAGGGGCUGGCCACAACUCUCCUUUUCUUUGUACAUAAUAGUAUUUAAAAAAAAAAAAAAACAUCAACAAAAUAAAACUCUGACAUUUCUAUUUGCUAACGGAGUCUAGAUAAAAAAUCAAUGCUAUACACAACUACUUCUAAUAUAACUUACUAUACAAUCAAUAAUGAAAAUAUAACUUUAAUCUAUCCUCUUUACUGUCUUUACAUCGUAGAAAAAUUAUUCUUAGAUGAUUUACCUAGAAAAUCUAUUAAGUAAAUAUCUCUGAACGCGGGACAUGGCGAGUCUGUUGGAUUCACUAAACAAUUGUUGACAUUUAGGGAGAUCUAAUCGAAUCUGAGAUAACAAAAAUUUCGAUAAUUUUCACUUAGAAAAAAUGAUAGAAUAAAAAUUCUAAUGAGCAUUUUUGGGUUAAUGUUUUUUUAGGCAAAAAUUAUUGUAACGGACUCUUCAUGUUUUGCUGAGUUGCGAAAUUUGGAUUUUACUCGUCCAAAAAAGUAGUGAGUUCGUUCCUUAGAAACAUUUCAAACUAAACUGUUACAUGUAUAACUAAAUUAAAUUGAAUGUAAGAUAAAAUAACGUCUCAAUAUGGUAAUUAACGACAGACAGAAGUCGAUUGUGAGUGGAUUAAGCGAAAAUGAUCAAUCAAAAAUUGAGAUGGGGUGAAAAAAAAAAAAUUAAAUAUGAUGUGUUAAUUUGCGGUUUUAAUCGGAAAAAAUUUUAUACCGCGUGGAGACGCAUAAAAUGUUUGCCAUUAGACAUAUGUGUAUAUACAUUGUUGUGUUAUUGCAUAGUAUAUACGUACGCAAAUGAGAAACAUAAGCAAAAGUAAUGAAAAUAAUUAAUUGUAACAUGAGAAUCAUGAUGUUCCUUCUUCCUUUACCAUUAAAAUUUCCCGUAUAUUAAUGAACCUCGAUGUUCAUAAUUGUUGCUGUGUAUAUUAUAUAUUUCUCGAUUGUAAAUAAUGCAAUUAACGAGGGAAAAACCCACACUGGGUUUUUGGUUUUGCGUGAAAUAACAAUCGACGCAUUUAUUCACAUUAUUUAUUCAGUUAAUUUUUCGUUAUCAUUUUGUCUAAGUGAGCUUUCAUUUUAAUUCGUUAUUUUCACUGCGCAAGCAUUUCUGUAGAGCGGCUAUUCCAUUCAUAUCUGAUUUUAUAUGCAAAGAUAAAUAAAUCCCUCAUGUCUAUGAAAAAAAAAAUCAUACAACGAACUCAAAAAUUCAGGAGUGAAGCAGUAAACCAGAGAAGAUCAAUCGUUUCCCCCAAAUAUCUCGAAAUCUGCAAGAGAUAGAAACAUUUUCAUUAAACCAUUUUUCAAGGGAAUUUAAUUACCCAGAAAAAAUAUUCUAUGAAAAUUUUCACCAUCUCCAUUGGAUUCCGAGAUAUUUUCCAAAAUCCAACGAAAAAAAUUUCUGAUUCACCGCUUCACAACUGAAAUCAUUAAUUUGUUAGUAAUUCUUUUGUAAAUGCGUCUCAAAUGAAUGAAAAAUAUAAUAAGUAGAGGAAAAUCACUUCGGAGAUAGAUAAAAAUGUGAAUGAACAGUACUAUCACUGAUAGAGUGUCCCAAAUAAAUAAAUGAUGAGAAAAAAAAAAACAAAAAUUAUCAUCGGUUAACGAAAAAUGGUUGAAUUUUUUUGUGCCUGUAUUUAAUAUUAUUGGGAAUCCCUGUACUGCUCGCUAAUUGCACGUUCAACGGAAUCAUAUUGAACAUAAAUAAUUGUGUAACGCCAGUGUUCAACAAAAAAAAAAUGAGAGUAAGGGAAUUAUAGCAAAAUUAAAAAUGGUGUUCAUUGUUGAUGUGAAUUUUAAAAAAAUCGCUCGGUAACUGGCUGAUGGAAAUCAAAUCUAAAUCCAGCAUUGACCCCCCCGAAUCUUGGAAGUUUACUCGCUUCAUUGGCACUUGGACACUCGGCCUGAUUGCAUUUUCAAUGUUAUUGGGGGUAGAAAGGGAGUGGGGGGGGGGGGGUACGGUCAAGCUAAAAUGCAAAUACAUGACUCAAUUUAAUUAAAACUUUGGACGAGUGAGGAAAAUAAAUUGAUGAUUCGUGAAAUUAAAUUAUCACUGAGAUACUGUGACCGCUGUGGGUCGGAAUAUUCGGGGGGGAGGGCGGGAUGUAGGGGGGGCUAUAUGGAGUAAGAAUCAAUUUAUUGUAAUUGAAUCGAAAGUGCAAAAGAAACUGAGGAAAUACAUGAACUAAAUGUUGUUUA